AUGCGCGUAAUUCAAGGCCACAACACCCAGCGCACGGCCUCCACAGCCUGCACGGCCGACUGCCCUCUAUUGGUCAUCCCCCCCACAGACUGCUCUCUAUCGGUCAUCUCCCCCACAAACUGCCCUCUAUUGGUCAUUCCCCCGACAGACUGUCCUCUAUUGGUCAUCUCCCCCACAGACCGCUCUCUAUUGGUCAUCUCCCCCACAAACUGCCCUCUAUUGGUCAUUCCCCCGACAGACUGUCCUCUAUUGGUCAUCUCCCCCACAGACAGCCCUCUAUUGGUCAUCCCCCCCACAGACUGCCCUCUAUUGGCCAUCUCCCCCACAGACUGCCCUCUAUUGGCCAUCUCCCCCACAGACUGCCCUCUAUUGGCCAUCUCCCCCACAGACUGCUCUCUAUUGGCCAUCUCCCCCACAGACUGCCCUCUAUUGGCCAUCUCCCCCACAGACUGCCCUCUAUUGGUCAUCUCCCCUACAGACUGCUCUCUAUUGGCCAUCUCCCCCACAGACUGCCCUCUAUUGGCCAUCUCCCCCACAGAUUGCCCUCUAUUGGCCAUCUCCCCCACAGACUGCCCCCGUCCCCCCAGUGCAUGA
Messenger RNA from Conger conger (European conger), 594 nucleotides. RefSeq lists its product as uncharacterized. Bases 1 to 594 code for a protein of 197 amino acids. The transcript has 2 exons. NCBI's taxonomy places the organism in Eukaryota, Metazoa, Chordata, Actinopteri, Anguilliformes, Congridae. The record is from RefSeq and is a predicted model, not a curated record.